Molecule: messenger RNA, 1590 nt
Organism: Heterostelium album PN500
Lineage: Eukaryota; Evosea; Eumycetozoa; Acytosteliales; Acytosteliaceae
Exons: 3
Coding region: 1-1590 (529 amino acids)
Source: RefSeq, a predicted model, not a curated record
AUGCAACCAGUAUUUGAUCAACAAUGUCUUUUCAUUCAUAGAUUGAAACAGCGUUCGGCACCAAACUACAAGGUGAAACUUGCAGAACUCUCGAGUGAUGCUUCAAAUCCACAUAUUUUCCAAUUGGCAAAAGAAUUGUCUGAUGCCUCUGAUAAUUACAACAAUCAAUACUUUUCACAAAAUGCAAAAGAUUUAGAUAAAGUUGAUUUAAAAGAAUUGGUAGAUGCAACAAAUAACUAUCUUUCAUUGUUGGGUGGAUUCGUUGGUAAUACAUUGUUGGAGAACAACAACAACAAGUCAUCUGAUGAUAACAAUGACAAAGAUGAUUCUGACAGUGACAGUGAUAGCGAAUCUGUAGGAAAGACAAAUUCAAUCAAUGAGAUAGAUGAUGAUAUCGAAGUAGAAUCAUCAUCAUCUGAACAAAAAGAAAAGGAAAAGGAUAGCAAGAAAGAAAAGAAACAAAAGAAAGUGGAAUCGUCAAAAUCGUCAAAAGAAAAGAGUUUGAGAUAUAAUCUAUAUUAUCAAUGGUCAACCAUUGCUGGUAGUGAACGUGUCGUAGACUCUAACGAUGCGCUACUCGAGAUUGGAAAUGUUAUAUUCAAUCAAUCGGUGUGGUAUAUGGGAUAUUCGCAAUUCUUGGUCGGUAAGAAUGCACAGGACGACGGAUUGAAUGACGAGGUGAGAAACGUCGUCUACGACUGUCUCUUGAGAGCUGCCGGUGGAUUCGAGUACAUUCGCACCAAACUCUCGCCAUUGAUGGAUGAAGACGUUCGUGCCACCGACCUGAGCGAUAGCUUCCUCCGUGUGCUCUAUCUCCAGGCCGUCGGACAAGCACAGGAACUCACAAUUGGACGUGCCUGCAAGAAGAACACCUCCACCAACUUGAUCUGUAAGAUCGCUGUUGACACUGCCAACAUCUACCAGGAGGCACAGACACUUCUCACCAACCUCGGUAGUCUUUUCGAGCUGCGUCUUGAGAAACUCUCGGUAUUCCUCAACUACAAACACUCACUCUACCAAUCGCUUUCCUACUAUCUAAAUGCAUUCACCCAGAAUGCCACACAUAAAUACGGUGAUGCCAUCGUCUCUGGUCAACAAGCGCUUUUCAACCUCAAGAACGCAAAGGCAUUGUUGAAAGCAUGCGUUAGCAAUACAAUCACUCUAGAUGCUGUAAAGAAACCAACCAACUAUUUAUAUAAUAUUCUUGAUACUGAAAUACCAAGAUUUGAAAGAGAGAAUAAAGUAAUUGGAUAUCAAACAGUACCAGAGGAAGUUUCAGCAUUGCCAGAUGCCAAUAGAUUGGCCAAACCAAGAGAUUUUGUUAUGCCAGCAACCAAUGCUCUCUGGGAUGACAAGAUCAAUGCAUCGUUUAAUUAUAAUAAGAAGUUGUCGAUGGCUGACAUCUCACCAUUGGCCAUUCAGAACACUCCAAAAUUGGAAUCUGCCAAUGAUAAAGAUGCAAAAGAAGACAACACUAAAGAUGACGAUGAAAAACCAUCGUCAUCAUCAUCAUCGUCAAACACCACCACCACUACACCAAAACAACAACCAAAGAAAACAAAUUCGAGUGGAGGAUGUACAAUUAAUUAA